Molecule: messenger RNA, 690 nt
Organism: Pyrus x bretschneideri (Chinese white pear)
Lineage: Eukaryota; Viridiplantae; Streptophyta; Magnoliopsida; Rosales; Rosaceae
Exons: 2
Coding region: 1-690 (229 amino acids)
Biological process (GO): regulation of DNA-templated transcription; nucleosome assembly
Cellular component (GO): nucleolus
Molecular function (GO): DNA binding; histone binding
Source: RefSeq, a predicted model, not a curated record
AUGACGAAGAGAGUGUGCGAGGAGAAGAAGGAUUUCAUGCCGGAGUUGAAGAAGUUGGCUUCUAGGGUUUUGAAUUCCGGCGACAAGGCUAAAGCCAGCGGAAAGAGUCCCGCCCCCUUGAGCACGGCAUUGAAGUGUAAAAUCAUCGAGUCCCGGGUUACUCCUUUUUGCAAUCGGACGGUGCAGAAAUUCCAAAGCCUUCAAAAGGAGGAGAGCCUGAAGAAGUUGGCAAAACCAAACCCUCCUCGGCGAAGUCUGAAUCUUCUUCAACAAUGCAAGGCUUGGAGCAAACAAAGCAAUCAAUCUGUUGAGCCGAAAAGCACAGCGAAACCGAAGAAAUCCGUCUCAAAGAACCAGGCCAAAGACCGUGUGAAGGGGGAGCAAUCAGUUGAUGUUUCUUCUGUGAUCCAGGAGAUAUUCGGACGCAUUCGCAAGCUCCCUAGGCCAGAUGAUGACGGUGAUGACCUUGCGAUGGUGUCCACAUUUGACGACAUUCUGAAGGAAGAGAGGAAGAGUGCAAGAAUCGUGAGGGGCGAAGACGAAAGAGAGCGAUUGCCGCUCGAACAAGAGGAGAAGCAAGAAGAAAGGUUCAGAGCAGCAAAGAAGCUCAAGAUUAAGAUCAAAGUUUCCAAAAUUGAUGUUGCAUUUCUUAUUGGAGAUUUAAUUAGGUUUAAGAUACUUGGAUUCUAA